UGGGGCUAUUGCAAAAUUAAUUUUUUAUUAAUGUGUUCCAUAAAGAACUCAUAAAACUUUUUUAAUUUUGCUUUUUAAUGUAGUUUUUGUAUUUAAAUACUACAAAUCUCAUUACAAACAAUUAAUUAAAUUAGAGCAAAACCAUGAAAAGUCGCAAAAUAAAAAAAUGAAAAAAGCUAUUUUUGGGUAAAUUUUUGUUCUCGCUCACACACACAAAAAGAUCCAAAAAAUAUCGCUUUGUCUCACUCUUUCACAUGUCAAAUGGUAUGACGUUUAUUCUCGGCCGUGCACCAGAAAAACAAACUUGGGGAAAAUUUUUGUGAAAUAAAGUGAAAAAUUGGAUUUAUAGUGUUGUUGCAACUGUUCUUUGUGGUGUUGAAAGCGAAAAAAGAUCCCUUGCAAUGGCCAAACAUAAACCUUUGUGAGAAAUUGUGCCAUCAGUGGCGGAGGUGAUUGUGUUUAGUGCGCAAAAGUCAAGUGUCCGGAUGCAGAUAGAGAAGCGCCCCAGGGGUGACUUGGACGCCAUGCCGGGAUGGCCGAGUCCCGUCCUCGAUGGUGCCUUUGAUAAGCACCGUCUGGCUGCAUUGGCCUUCUUGUCCGCCAUCAGCCUGGACGGGGGGCUCUGUGAGGAGGAGGAAGUCCCAGAACCGGCCCAUCAGAUCACAACGAUUGCAUCUAUUGAGACUCAGCUGGACAACGAAGACACUGAUUACGAUGGGAGUACUUUUGUUGAUGAUACUCGCGCAGAGCCCGGACGUCGUGGAGCCACUUCCCGGACACGCGGGGAGGAUCGUCUGUCUGAGAGUUCAGACUCCGUCAUCUACUCCAUGGGCAAGGGGGCUGUGUCUAAUACUCCUCUGAGGGAAAGACUUUCCAGUCAGCCCAAUGAGAUUUUAGUGCGAGCACGUUUGGGAUCAUCAUCCAUUCGCACAAGUAGUGUCAGCAAGAGGACCAUCAUGCUACUAAAUGACGAACGAAAGUCCGACAUUCACAACAGUAGUUCCGAGAGUUUAUCUUUAGGACGUUCAAAGAAUGUUCAGAUAAAUGAUCCGAAGGAGGUCCGUUUUGUAGGAUCAGCCAGAUUGCAUCACUUCAAGGAUGAUCGUGUGCUUGUGGCAUCGAAAAAGGUGCCAUUUUUGAUCUUUUCCUCUCUACCGUAUAGCAAAAGUCGCGACGCUCGGAAGGAUUUUGGGACACGACGUCGCAAUACUUCGGGUCCUCGUCCACUUUCAGCCAUCAACGAUGCCCCCUUUGAUGCCUUUGACCUUUUGGGUAUUGAAAAAGUCGAUGGGAGUGUUGAGGUAUCAUAUGGGCAUCUGUUGGUUCCCUCAAAGCCCGGGUACAAGGAAAAGAAGCAUCCAACUGGCUACAGUGCUAUCCCUGAGGGAAGUUUUGAAAUUACAUCCAUGAAUGCCGUGAAGAACUACGCAAUGGCCAGGACCAAAAUAAUCACCUGGAAGAAGGGUAGCAAAUGGUGUUUCACCUAUGAUAAUCAUCCAGUUACAAAACCCAGUGCAUCAAGUCCAUCACCACUGUGUGAGGCAAAAACAACCACUACUGCCGAUGCUACGGAGGAUGGAUUGGAGAAUCGUUCGCAGCAAUUGCAGUAUUCGGCAAAUAUGCUGGAUGAUCCAGAAUUAAUUGCCGGAAAGCAUCGUACUUUGCUCACAUUCACAUCCUACAUGACGUCCGUGAUUGACUACGUGCGUCCGUCGGAUCUCAAGAAGGAGCUCAAUGAUAAAUUCCGCGAGAAAUUCCCUCAAGUUCAGCUGACGCUCAGUAAAUUGCGCAGCCUAAAGCGGGAUAUGCGAAGGAUCAAUAAGAUGGACGCACGUGUGGAUCUAUUGACAAUUUCGCAGGCCUAUGUGUACUUUGAGAAGCUUAUUUUGGCGAAUUUAAUUAAUAAAACCAACAGGAAGCUAUGUGCCGGUGCUUGCCUCCUUCUCAGUGCGAAGUUGAAUGAUGUCAAAGGGGAUGCUCUCAAGAGUCUCAUAGAGAAAACUGAGAGUGUCUUCCGUCUCAAUCGCAAAGAGUUGAUUGCUUCGGAGUUUGCCGUUCUUGUGGCACUUGAAUUUAGUCUCCAUGUCCCAAUUAGUGAGAUUUUUCCGCACUAUCAGAGACUGGUUUACGAAUCCUAAGAGAAAUGAAAUCCUGAAGAUACAAAUUUUUGUUCUUUUUUUUGUUGUUUUAAAACCACUCUUGCUGAUUGACAAAGAAAAAUUACAAAAAAAAGAUAUUUAUAAUGCAAAAGAAAA
Messenger RNA from Lutzomyia longipalpis, 2255 nucleotides. RefSeq names its product CDK5 and ABL1 enzyme substrate 2. Gene Ontology annotation, biological process: regulation of cell cycle. The transcript is spliced from 6 exons. Bases 486 to 2138 code for a protein of 550 amino acids. Lineage: Eukaryota; Metazoa; Arthropoda; Insecta; Diptera; Psychodidae. The record is from RefSeq and is a predicted model, not a curated record.